This is a messenger RNA of Triticum aestivum (bread wheat), 602 nucleotides long. RefSeq lists its product as uncharacterized. The record is from RefSeq and is a predicted model, not a curated record. NCBI's taxonomy places the organism in Eukaryota, Viridiplantae, Streptophyta, Magnoliopsida, Poales, Poaceae.
CUAGCAGGGAGCAGGGGCCGGGGCAGCGCCGGAGAAGCACCAGAGCCGGGGCAACGCCGGUGAAGCGCCGGAGCCGACGGGAAGCGUCCGCUUCGUGGGCGUCCACGGCGUCCUCCGGCGGGAGCGGGAGCACGUGCGCGCUGUCGACGAAGGCGGCCAUGGCGGCCGCUUCGGGCACAGAGGAGAUGCGGGCACUCAUGAAGCAGCGCCGGGCCAAGCGGAUGCUCUCGAAGACCUCACCGCGCAGGCUCGCGCUGCCCUGCCAAGCUCGCGAUGCUGCUGUCGCAUGCAUGCAUGUGAUGUCUACACGUUGGCCGGGUGCUUGCUAUUUUGCUUACUGGAUUGCAGUCUCGCACGAACGCGCACCAGUAGAAGAAACAUGGGAGCACAUAGAUGCAAUUCUUCCGCUGCUGCGUCCGGUCGCCCCCGGCCUUGCCUCGCCGCAGCUUCGCCUCGCCGCGCCGCGGCUGGCCGGCACUUGCGGCACCCACGCCGCCGCCACUGCGCUCUUGUCUGGCGACGAGCCACAAGCAGCACCCGUGCACGGGCGGCGAGCGCACAACCUAGAGCACGGGCGGGGGCGUGACCAAGCUGCAGGCGGG